CCGCAUUCUCUCCACACAUUACUUUCUUCAUGGCUGCCACACUCACCGCUGUCCUGCCCGGCGACGUGAUCCCGUCCGACGCCCUGCCCCAGGGCACUGGCAAGAAGAAGACGCUCACCCUGGGCCCGGGCCUGCGCCACCUGCCGCCCAACACCGUCACGGCCACUGUAGCCGGCGCAUUGGUCACAGACAGCAAGAAGAACGCCGCCAUCGUCGAGUACAACAGCGGGAGGUACCUUCCCUUCGCCGGCGACCUCGUCAUAGCCACCGUGAGCGGCUCGGCCGCCGAGAACUUCAGCUGCUUCCUCACCCCCAACACACCGCCCGCCACCCUCCCCCACCUGGCCUUCGAAGGCGCCACCAAGAAAACCCGCCCCCAGCUCCCGCCGCGCUCACUGGUCUACUGUCGCGUUGCCAGCGCGGGCAGAGACUCGGCCCCAGAGCUGACCUGUGUCGACCCCUCGACUGGCAAGAGCGAGGGUCUUGGGCCGUUGAAGGGGGGCAUGCUGUUCAGCAUCAGCUUGGGCAUGGCGAGGAGGCUGUUGGCUCCAAAGGGCGACUUGCCGCUCCUGGGCGCAUUGGGUGCAAAAGUGGGCUUCGAGCUCACAGUAGGUAGAAAUGGGUUUGCGCAUGUGGAUGGAGGCAAUGUCAAGACUACCCUGGCAGUUGGGAGGGCGGUGCAAGAAGUUGAUGAGCGGGCGCUCGGUGAAAGUGCGCAGAAAAAACUGGCUGCUGAGGUCUUGAAGAAUUUGUGAUGGCCUCGACCGCCCUGCUCUCGACAAGCCCGACGACACCAUACGAUGCGACAAUGCACUCAGGACACACGACUGCAAAAUUCACCAAUCAUCAUCUUUUAGUAUUCGAGCAACGUAACGGGUCAGUAGUCGCAGCACACCGCGUAUGAGAAAUCUUCAGGCUUGUAUUUUCUUCCCUCU
Messenger RNA from Dothidotthia symphoricarpi CBS 119687, 935 nucleotides. RefSeq names its product exosome complex exonuclease-like protein Rrp40. The transcript has 2 exons. Gene Ontology annotation, cellular component: cytoplasmic exosome (RNase complex); nuclear exosome (RNase complex). Gene Ontology annotation, biological process: nuclear polyadenylation-dependent rRNA catabolic process; CUT catabolic process; U4 snRNA 3'-end processing. The record is from RefSeq and is a predicted model, not a curated record. Gene Ontology annotation, molecular function: RNA binding. Bases 30 to 755 code for a protein of 241 amino acids. NCBI's taxonomy places the organism in Eukaryota, Fungi, Ascomycota, Dothideomycetes, Pleosporales, Dothidotthiaceae.